UUCCAUUCCAUCUGAAACGCUCCUUUCUAGCUUUCUUCUUCUUUACUUUUCUCAUUCACAAGCCUUUAUGAGUUCACCCACCUGUGUAUCAACUGUAACUUCUAUCCAUCUUUGCUACAAUCUGAAAAUCGAGAAGCCAAAGCAACAUAUUAAGUGAUUUCGGCAUCAAUGUAUUUUUCCGUCCCUUAUGCUUGCACAGAGAAUGAUAACUCAGAUCGGGGAUUCUUUGAACUUUUUUGCCUGUUAGGUUCUCUCUAUCACGCUGCACAUCAGUUUGCUUCUCUUAUUUUGGUUUUCUCGGUUUUUAUUUUGGUUGUUGUAUCGCGAUUCUACCAGCCCCCCACCCUACCUGCACUGAUUUCGGAUUUGAAUGCGAAGAUGGAGGCCAUGAUUACCAUUUUGGAAGGUGGAACCCAAGAUCAUGUGCAUCACAAAUGGAAAGAAGAUCUCAUAGAGAUGCUUGAAGAACUUGGCCAAUCUUACCGUGUUUUAUUCAUCUCAUAUAAUCAACUGAAGUCUAAAACAUCCAGCAAUGUGGUGUUAAUUGGACCAAAGAAAGCUGGAUCCAACAAGUGUGGUUCAUUUUCAAGUUAUACAUGCUUCUUAGCAUGGUGAAGCACUGACACAUUGGAGAGAAUUGCAGACAACUCCUCGGAACUGAAUGGGAAACCACAUUUAGUGUAGCUCAUUGUCUCUGUUUCUUGCAACUAAACUGUACUUCUGUGGCAGGCAAUGUUAUUUCUCAAAAUUAUAUUAUGGGAUAUAGAAGGGAAUGUCACAUGCAUGUUGGAGCUGUUGAACUUGAACCUGAUAGAGAUUCAUCCAUACGAUCAACUUUAUUACUAAAGAAGUAGUUUUAUUUGUUUAGUUUCAGCUCUUGCCUACAGGGCUUUGUAUCCCCAACUUGGCCUCUUAUUUAUGGAUUUGUGGAGCGAUUUACUGCAGGGCUUUUCAUGUCUUCUUUUA
Molecule: messenger RNA, 966 nt
Organism: Lotus japonicus
Lineage: Eukaryota; Viridiplantae; Streptophyta; Magnoliopsida; Fabales; Fabaceae
Exons: 6
Coding region: 169-615 (148 amino acids)
Source: RefSeq, a predicted model, not a curated record